UCUUUCGUAAAUAUAUUAUUAAGAAUUUGAACAUAAAAAGCAACAAUAUAUUUAAAAAACAUGGAUGAAGAUAAUAUUGUGUACACUCGCACAAUUGUUCCCUCGACGAUGCGCAGUCCAUUUUGGAAAUAUUUUGGUUUCCCUUCGGAUAAUUCAAAUAAUAUUCUAACACGAAAAAAAAUAAUUUGCACACUCUGCAACGCAGCGAUUGCAUAUAAUAAAAAUACUUCAAAUCUGCGUACUCAUCUCAUUGCAAAGCAUCCCGAGAAAUUGCAACAGGAACUCCAGAUUCGCAUCAGAGCAAAAAAAACGGAUAUGCAACUAGAUAAAGAACAUCUUGAUGAAAAUGGGAGACAUUCAUUUUUGGGCAAUGACAGUGAAACGCAUGUGGUUGUAGCUUGCGAAGACGACAGUUCUAUUGAUGAAAGUGCCGGAGUUGACUAUAUUUUGGAAGAUGAGACAAUCUUGAAUAACCAACUUAGCACACCCAGUGUUGAAGCUAAUGAUAUUAUUUAUAUGGACACUAAUGAGAAAAAGUGUUUGCAAUUUUCUAACAUGGACAAUGUACAUUUGCACGAGUUUCAUGUUAGUGUUCUAAAUGAAAACGACAGUGUAAACACUGGCAAAAUGGAAAUUGUGGAACCUUUCAUACUGACUGAAGUCAAAUCAUUAGCUUCUAAAAAUGAUGAUACUAGUGGCCUGGACAGAAUUGUGAAUAUGUUAGUUACUGAUCUAUUACCCAUUGAUGUGAUUAGAGGGCAGGGUAUAAAGCAAUUAAUCGCUGAUAUAGAAGAUAUCGACAAUAAUUUGAUUAUGAACAGAUUGUGUGAAAGUUAUGACAAAAUGUUCGCAGUCAUUUCUAGUCACAUUCAAAAAAUAUCUCAAAAAACUACAUACUCACUUAGCUUCGAAUAUAUGGAAAAUGUGGAGAAACUAAAUAUAUUAAGUAUAUAUUUUAACUACUACAACAAGGAUUCCAGUGAACUAUCUAAUAUAUUAUAUUAUUGUGUUGAAGCUUCCAAUUUUGCCUCAAUUCAUUUAUUUAAUGAUUUAGAAUUAAAUAAUUGUGCAGCUAUUAUUACUAAUUCUUGGACAUCGGAUGUCACUAGUUUUGUGGCAAAAUAUGAUAUACCAGCUUUCAAAUGUCUUUAUGCGGAGUUAACGGAAUGUUUAACCAAGAUUUUUAAUAUAUCAAUCAUAUCAUCAGCCUUUAGUAAUUUAUAUAAAGUGAUACAAAAACAUUAUUUGAAAGAUGAUUUGAAGAAUAUUCCGGAACUCUUUUAUCCUUGUCCUUGGUCGAAGUUGAAUUUUUUGUUAUAUUUUUUUGAAGAGAUUGAUUUAUGCAAUGCACCUUAUGAGACUGAGUUACUGAAUGAAAUGAGUACUUUCGCAGAAUUUCUAAAACCACUUAAGUUAAUAUUAAAUGCUUUAGUUGAAGAGCCAUUUCCCUUUUGUACAAUGAUGCGUCCAUUUAUAAUGAAAUUAUUUAAAGAUCACUUUCUAACUUAUAAUAUAAAAAAUCAAUACCUAAUAGAAGCACAUAAUAUUCUUAGUACUGAUGUAUCUAAAAGAAUUUUAGACAAUAAAUUUUUAAGUGAAGCAAUGUUUCUUGAUGGGCGCUUCCAGCAGGAUUUUAUCAAUUCAGGAAUAAAUGAUAGAGGGGUUGUAAAAGAAAGGAUUUUCAAUCGUUUUAAGUCAUUUAUUGAAAGUACAAAUGACAAUGUACCUGAUACAUCCACAGUCGAUGUUGAGUGUAAUAAACGCAAAAGUGGUUUAAAAUCCUUUUUUCAUUCAACAUUUAAUGGUACUAAUUCAACCGGCAGCUUGAACAAUAGGUCCAUAAUGAGAAAAUCUAGUAUAGAAAUUGAAUUCGAUAAGUAUAGAUGUGAGCCGGUUUUAGACUUAGGCUGUUGUCCUUUAAAUUGGUGGCAAGAGAAUUGCUUAAGUUAUAAAAAGUUAAGCUAUAUUGCACAGUAUUAUUUAAGCGUACCAUGUUGUGCCAGUCGCAUAUAUCAUUAUGAUGAUAACGAACGUUGGCUGUGGCAGAAUAAACGAUAUAUGCUACGAAAUUAUAAUCGCGCCGAACAAUGUUUAUGGUAUUUAUAUUACAAUAAAGCAGAUUAUGAUAAAUUAAGUAAAUAAUGUUAAAGAAUUAAAUGUAUUUUAAAUGUUUUAUAAAUGUUAGUGUUAACGAAGAUUUUAUAAAUAUAUUAACAGUUUU
Molecule: messenger RNA, 2221 nt
Organism: Teleopsis dalmanni
Lineage: Eukaryota; Metazoa; Arthropoda; Insecta; Diptera; Diopsidae
Exons: 8
Coding region: 61-2142 (693 amino acids)
Molecular function (GO): protein dimerization activity; DNA binding
Source: RefSeq, a predicted model, not a curated record